GGAAGCCAUUGAGACAUUCUAGAAGCACCGCAAAACCUCCGGAGGCCAAAUGGCACUCUGUCACUUGACCCCUCCACGCUCAUUUCUCUUGGGCUCGUCUCCUUCUUAUUAUAUAUCCAGUCUCAAAUUGAAACCCACAGUCCCUUCUGUCAAAAAGCGCUUCUUCUCCUUCUCAAUCUCAGCAGCAAUGGCUUCUGCUUCUCCUGCUAAGAAGGUUUUGGUUCCGAUUGCCAAUGGCACGGAGCCGAUGGAGGCGGUGAUCACCAUCGACGUUCUGCGUCGAGCUGGAGCCGAUGUUACUGUGGCUUCUGUGGAAAAGCAGCUUCGCGUUGAAGCCUGCCAUGGCGUUAAGAUCAUCGCUGAUGUUUUGAUUUCCGAUUGUAGCAAAGGCGUCUUCGAUCUCAUCACUUUACCCGGGGGCAUGCCAGGUGCUGCCAAUCUUAAGAAUAGUGAGGUUCUGGAAAGCCUGGUGAAGAAGCAGGCCGCAGAUGGGAAGCUCUAUGCCGCGAUCUGUGCUUCACCUGCAGUGGCAUUUGGGUCAUGGGGUGUGUUGAAGGGACUGAAAGCAACUUGCUAUCCAUCAUUUAUGGAUCAGUUAGCAUCUAGCGCAACUACUGUUGAAGCAAGAGUGCAGGUGGAUGGCAAAGCUGUGACUAGUCGUGGACCUGGUACUACCAUGGAGUUUGCUGUUGUGCUGGUUGAACAAUUGUAUGGGAAAGAAAAAGCUGAUGAAGUAUCUGGGCCACUGGUAAUGCGUUCCAACCAUGGGGAUGAAUAUAUCAUAACUGAGCUAAACCCAGUUGAGUGGACUCCCAAUGAUUCCCCAAAGAUUCUUGUACCUAUUGCAAAUGGCACAGAGGAAAUGGAAGCUACUAUGAUCAUUGAUAUUCUACGACGAGCGAAAGCAAAUGUUGUGGUGGCCUCUGUAGAGGAUCAACUAGAAAUUCUUGCUUCUCGCAAAGUUAAACUGGAGGCAGAUGUGCUCCUUGAUGAGGCUGCCAAACUUUCAUAUGACCUAAUUGUUUUGCCUGGUGGACUUGGUGGUGCCCAAGCAUUUGCAAAAUCAGAAAAGCUCGUGAAUAUGUUAAAAAAACAGAGGGAUUCACAAAGACCUUAUGGAGCGAUCUGUGCCUCCCCAGCUCUAGUUUUGGAACCCCAUGGCUUACUCAAGGGCAAAAAGGCCACUGCGUUCCCCGCAAUGUGCGACAAGCUGUCAGAUAAAAGUGAAAUCGAGAACAGGGUAGUGGUUGAUGGCAACCUCAUCACCAGCAGAGGACCAGGAACUUCCAUUGAGUUUGCUCUAGGAAUUGUUGAGAAGUUUUUCGGGCGCAAGAAAGCAAUAGAGCUUGCUAAGGUAAUGCUUUUUGUUCACCCUUAGAGUUUUUCGUUAGCGUAUAAUGUGUACGUCCUUACUUUUGGGACACUACUAGCGAAAGCAGAAAGCUUGAGUCAUAUCUGAGUAUGAAUCCUUUGUGAGGUUAUGUUCAAGAUUUUGUAUAUAAAUAAAUGUGUAAACGACUGAAUUAUGAUAAAGCUAUGGUUAGUAUUUCUAA
Messenger RNA from Prunus avium (sweet cherry), 1553 nucleotides. Its product is annotated as protein DJ-1 homolog B. The record is from RefSeq and is a predicted model, not a curated record. Gene Ontology annotation, biological process: glyoxal metabolic process. Gene Ontology annotation, cellular component: cytoplasm. Lineage: Eukaryota; Viridiplantae; Streptophyta; Magnoliopsida; Rosales; Rosaceae.